Messenger RNA from Pelodiscus sinensis (Chinese soft-shelled turtle), 8544 nucleotides. It is a transcript of the gene FOSL2, whose product is annotated as FOS like 2, AP-1 transcription factor subunit. The record is from RefSeq and is a predicted model, not a curated record. Gene Ontology annotation, biological process: regulation of transcription by RNA polymerase II. Lineage: Eukaryota; Metazoa; Chordata; Testudines; Trionychidae. Gene Ontology annotation, cellular component: nucleus. Gene Ontology annotation, molecular function: RNA polymerase II cis-regulatory region sequence-specific DNA binding; DNA-binding transcription factor activity, RNA polymerase II-specific.
ACUCGCGCUGGUGGGAAGGGCUUGAGUAAACAAAGCGUGGAGAGCGCCUUUUCCAGGGCAAGGGCAGCGCCUCCCCGGCGUGCGCACGGCGGUUUUACUCGUGACCAGCAGCUACCUUUGGCGGUAGAGCCCCGCAGGCGGAGGAGAGCAGCGUUAGGGUCCGAGCCCUAGGAGGGCGAGGAAACAAAUCCGCCUCUAGCGCAGCCGAGCCCCCUACAAAACGAGGUGCCGGGUGUUGCGUCCGCCAGAGAAAUGCCUGCACGGGAGCGCGGACUUUCCUCGCCGCUCCUGCUCCAGGCAGCGUGUCCUGCCCAGAGAAGAGCAGCGAGGGGAAGCCGUGCCAAAGCGCACCGCACGCAGGGCCUCGCAGCCAGCCGCCGGAGCGCGCUCUCCCUCCCCUCCUCGGCAAGGACACCGCUGGAGCCAGUGGCACGCACACACACACGCUUCAGCGCCCGCCCAAGGACAGCUCGGGUCCGAUUGCGCACGGACCGGCUCCCCUCCCUCUCCCCACGCAAGGACAACGCUGGAUCCAGUGCACACACGCACCCCACCCCCCUUUCCAGCACGGGGGCAGCUGCGGAUCCAGCCCCCGUUUUGGCACGGCCGGGCGGCAAGCGAAUGCUGCUUCCCCGCGUCUCCCCUGCUCCGAUCCGGUUCCCCUUUAAGCGGGGCCGAUCUGGCGCGAGCGAGUAGGGAAUCCCUUUCGGGCCGCGUCAUCCUAACCAAGGAAACCCGCGCUGGCGUCGUGCAACGCAAAUGACCAUCUUUGGCAACGUGCGCCAAUGGACGAGACUAAAGGCCGCCGCGGAGUGGGGGUAGUGGGUGGGCUCUGACAGUAACAAAGCAGGCGCGCUUGGGCCCAGGGUGCUCUCCCCGCUGCACAGGGGAUGGUCUCUCCCCGCGGGGCUCUGAGAUUGGUUUGCAGGCAGUGGGCUGGGUUCGGCCAAAUCAGAUUCUGUGGGCGGGGUGAAUUUCCCCCUCCCCCUGCCAGGUGGGCGACUCCCUCUGGUAAGGUGGGGCUUGGCGAGCUGGGAGUUUGACGUGUGUGACUCCACAUGGUACAGCUCUCCGAGGAGGGGAUGGAUAAUAGGAGUGUGGAGUUGAACUAAUGCCAUUGCACUGACUCAUCCAGGGAGAGUAAAGGAGCUCAGAGAACAAGAUACCAGGAGAGACUCAGGCAGAGAGAAAGAGGGGGGCAGGCGACACGGGGGGAGAAGAGAGACUCACGCGCGGGCAGAGAAGGGCAGGUAACAACUGUAAAGAUCAAUAAUUAAAAGAGCUUAAAAAAAAUCAAGAGGCUAAAAUCCUGGACUGACUCAUCCAGUCCGGCUAGAGCAGGGACCUGGCACUUUUAUACAAGACUUAAUUAAAUAAGCAAAAAAGCCUCUUGAUUGAAAACUACAGAGUCAGAGAAGCUUCAAAACCAGAACAAAUAUUCACAGGAAGUUUGAAGAGGGGAGCAGAGACAAGUUUUAAGCGUGUGUGUUUAGGUCUUUCCCCUCCCUUUUUUUUUCUUCAGAGCAAAUGUAAUAGAUUUUUAAGACUUUUUUUAAAGAGACAUCUAAUUAUACUUUUUGCGGGAAAUUUUAAAUCCACGGCUUUUAUUUUUAUUUUUCUGAACGCACCGAAAACCUCAGAUUAAAGAGACUGCCUCUGUUCUGUGAAGUGGGAAAUAUUUUUCGCCAGUCUUGAGUGAAGGAAAAAGUUGAGGAAAGGGCUUUAUUUUUAACUAUUUAAAAACAACAAAUCCUUACGUGCAGCUAGAAGGCAGAAAAUAAAUUUAAAAAAAAUCAGGCGAGAGAGGCGGAGAAAUAGAGCGUGCGUGUGUGUGUGUGUGUGUGAGAGAGAGAGAGAGAAGGAAAGAACAUCGUGUUUCUCUCCGUCUUCUACCUCGGAUCAUGUACCAGGACUAUCCCGGGAACUUUGAUACCUCCUCCAGGGGCAGCAGCGGUUCCCCAGGCCACGCAGAGACUUACUCCAGCGGGACAGCACAACAGGUAGGGGUGGUCACAUGCACCUUGCCAUACAACUGACAUGAUCAAGCUUCUCUUUUCCCUUCAGUGCAACUUUCUUUCUGAUCGCAACGGAGCACCCUCUGCUGUGGGAGCCAAGGACCGUAGAAAUUCCGGAUAGAUAUGCCAGGAUCAGGCAGUGCUUUCAUCCCCACCAUUAACGCCAUAACAACCAGCCAAGACCUGCAGUGGAUGGUCCAGCCCACUGUGAUCACCUCCAUGUCGAGUCCCUACUCUCGCUCACAUCCCUACAACCAUCCUCUGCCCAGCCUAUCUUCAGUUGGUGGACAUACAGCCCUUCAGAGACCAGGUGUCAUUAAAACUAUUGGGACCACAGUGGGCAGGAGGAGAAGAGAUGAGCAGCUGUCACCUGAGGAAGAGGAGAAACGAAGGAUCCGGAGAGAGAGGAACAAGUUGGCAGCUGCUAAAUGUCGUAAUCGACGUCGAGAGCUAACAGAGAAACUCCAGGCGGAAACCGAGGAGCUGGAGGAAGAGAAAUCGGUGCUGCAGAAGGAGAUUGCUGAACUCCAGAAAGAGAAGGAUAAGCUAGAGUUCAUGCUUGUGGCUCAUGGUCCUGUGUGCAAAAUCAGCCCUGAGGAACGUCGCACCCCACCCUGCCACAGCCUCCAGACGGUGCGGACUGGAGGGAGUGGAGCAGUAGUGGUGAAGCAGGAGCCAGUGGAAGAAGACAGUCCAUCCUCCUCUUUGGGCCUUGACAAAGCUCAGAGGUCUGUCAUUAAGCCCAUCAGCAUUGCAGGGGGGUUUUAUGGGGAGGAGCCACUCAAUACUCCAAUUGUGGUGACGUCGACGCCUGCCAUCACUCCCGGCACCUCCAACCUAGUCUUCACAUACCCCAGUGUGCUGGAUCAGGAGUCUCCUCUCUCCCCUUCUGAGUCAUGCUCCAAAGCUCACCGGAGAAGUAGCAGCAGUGGUGACCAGUCCUCAGAUUCCUUGAACUCUCCAACCCUGUUGGCCUUGUAACCCCCCUUUCUCUUGUGCUCCAUUUGCUAGUGUGUUAUAUCCCCACCCAGGACUGGGUAAGGGGAGAAACCUUCUCCACAAUUAAAGACACGCAUAAGGGUGUUCAAGCACAAGGGCAGCAAAAGCAUGGAAGGGGAAAUGCUGCAGCUCUGGACACCUCCUGGAGCAGGAAGAACAAGAACAAAUGUAAACUCUCUGGAAGCAGAAACGGCGAUGGAGGAAAUGACCUGCCCAGACCAUCUGGAGAGGAGGAGCUGCCUAUGGAACCCUUUGCAGGUGUUGAAUGGUCUUGGGAAACACUCUUGUCCGGGACUGGAGGCGAGCUGCAGAAAAUCACUAGUCCCCCUUUCCUUUGUGAACUGACCCAAUGCUUUAUUCUCUGUGCUUAGUUCAGUCUGGUGCGUUGAUCUCUCUCACUUUCUGUUAUUGAUACCAUGACAUUUCAUCCAGUCGAUCUCAACCCUAGAGACUUGUUAUGACCUUUGUUAAUUGACGAUGAUGUCAGGAGGGGCUGUGGGAAAUUCUUGCUGUUGUCAAAGGGGGCAGCAUUGGGAGGAACCUCAAGUGCUUGAUUGCAGGGAUAAUGCUUGUAAGAACAGCCCGUGAGCUCAGUGGCCAGGACACUGUGAAUGGAGACUGGAGGAGGCUCACUCAAUGACGGGAAGAUUUGUCUGGAGGAGCUGGAGGAUGUGAGAUGGAUAUUUUGUUCCCCCUGUGCUGCAAAUGCCAGGAUAGCAAAUUGCCUGGGAAUGGGAUGCAGAGUGGUGCCCCUGGAAGCCAAUAGGAGACCAGAAUCUGUUUCCACUAGCUAGUGUCUUUGGCAGCUUUUCUCUUGGAAUUUAGUGUUUGUCAUUCUGCUGCUGGGCCCUUUGUUUUCUUGGCUACUUGCUGCCCUUCUGUGCAAUGCGUCUGCCACCUCAGUGUGCCCGAGUCAGAUGCUGUUUCACUACAUGGGCAGCCCUCCCUCCUCUGCCCGUGUUUCCAGAACAUAUCACUGAAGAGGAAGUGCCAUUCCAGUGCAUCCAGGGAAGAGAUGUACUAAGAAUGAAAGGGUGAAGCUGCCUUGGUAGCUUCCUCUUGGCACCUGUGCAACAAUAUGUUGUCUUGCACCUUGAUUCCUAGACUCUGUUGGAUUUUGCUACUUGUUGGAUUUGGGGAUUUUUAAUUCUGGUACUCAAGACAAGCAGAGGCCCCUGCCCCUAGCAGUGGGUCCUUUGCCUUCUACACAAGGUCUCAGCUGACAGUGUAGAGUGGGCAUGGCAAUUUAAAAUUAAUGUUCACUACUGAAAAUAGUGAUAUGUUUAACCUCAACUCCUCUGGAGCCAAGUCCAACUGCUACUGAAGUUGGUGAUACUUAAAACACCAUGCUCAGGUGCACUGUAGGUUUUUCCAAGAUAGUGUGCGUGGAUUACGCCCAUAGUGUGGUAACUGAGAACUCAUUUCAGAGCCUUCAAAGCGUGUCUCCAUUAGUCCCACUCCAUUAAAGUUGCUGUAUCAGCAUAUCUAACCUAUUUAAUUGCAUGUGGCAUAAUCUUCUUCGGUUUAUCAGCCAGAAUCUGGGUAUUUUCAGAAUUAGACUGGACUAUGAGGAAUCCUUGGUGCAGUGUGCUAUUUUAGGCCCCCGUUCUUUGAGAUGCUAAGAUCCUACUCCUCUCAGAUCCUACUGCCUCCAUUGGGAUUUGAUAGUGCUCAUUACCUCAGAGAAUCGGUCUAUUACAUAGCAAGCAUGGAUUCUAUUCAAGACUCAUUGUUCUUCAGUUGCUUGUAUCGGUUUGAAUAGGAUUAAAACGGUCUGAAUUAGGUUUUGUUUAAAACCAAACUAAACCCAAACAUUUACAAAAUUUGCCAGGAAGUGAGAUGUUCUAGUGAAUUGUUCAUGAAACUGAAAUCUACUGAUUGUGGGGUUUUUUUAUUAUUUGAACAUUCCCUAUUUUAGGCUAGUGACAGAAACCCAUCACUGACCAAAACCAGCGGGUUUCAUUGUUGUUUACUGAAGUGCAAAACUAAAAAUCAUUUACCUUUAUUUAUGUUAAUCAGUUAAGUAUUUUUCAAUAAGUAGCCCAGAAAGAUUCCGAUUUUAAACUAGAAAGUCUUAUUUCAGGAUAGCUGGCUCUCUUUCCUGCCUUCUCUCACACACCCUUUUCCCCCCUGUCCUCCCCCAGUUUGCCAGAGACUCAUUUGGGCUAAUCUAAAUCACAAACCUGGGGGCACUCCGUUAAAAUGUCUCCCAUAUUUCAGUUCCACUCGUUCAGGGUAGAAGAUAAUAUUAACAAGUGGUGACUCCUAAACAAGUGCACUUUUGCCCUAGGCUAGUUGACCUGACCCGCUGUUCUGUAAGGACCUGCCUAUAAUUAAUAGCUUAUUAGCAUUCCAAAUAGGUACCAGUUUUCCCAGAUUUGAGCAUUAUGAAACUGUCUGCGUGGGAGCAGAAGGAUCUUCGAAAUUUCCCUGGUGCCAAACUGAAUCUGUGGUAUCUUGAAAAAUAUGCUAAUCCCUUCUUAUGUAACUUCAUAAGAUUUAGUUGGGGUUGGUCCUGGUUUAGGCAGGGGGCUGGACUUGAUGACUUCCUGAGGUCUCUUCCAGCCCUAGUAUUCUAUGAUUCAGCUGAUGCUCACAAUCCCAUUAGCUAUUGAUUUUAACUAGUGUAAAUGGUCAGUUCUGUGUAAUUUGAAAGCUUUAAACCAUGAUAUGAGGACUUCAGUAACUCAUCCAGAGGUUAGGGGUUUAUUAUGGGAUUGGAAGGGUGAGACUCUGUGGCCUGAAAUGUUCAGGAGUUCAGGCUAGUUGGUCUUGAUGUUCCCUUCUGAUCUUCAAGUCUGUGAGUAUCGGCCUGUUUCUGUGUCUCCUCCAAACCAUAGGAUCCCCUGUCUCCCUACACCACACACACUCCUCUUCCCUGUGACAUGGGCAUACACUCAAGGGACAGCCAGGCUCCUCUUUAGGUCCAGUUCAUUGAGAUGUUACCCAGAGGAGCCCCAGCCUCCUCCCUUCCUCCUGCCCUCACUAUUCCCCUUUUUUGAUCUUUCAGUGAGCACUUCAGAGAUGAGGCAGCAGUAUCCCUGCUAAGUGGUGAUCCCUUAGGCAGCAUGUUUGUGACUGUCUGAAGCAGAGGAUCCCUUUUCUAAUAUCUGAAAAUACCUUGGACAACUUAAAUUCAAAGAAAGAACAAGAGAAGAAAAUCCUAGAAGCUCUGCAAACUUCUCCACCUGUUUCUCUUCCCCUCCCAAAACACUUCAGGGAAUCCCAGGUUAAGAACCUCUGCUGUUAGGCCACGGGGCUUGUGCAUUUCUCUUGAGUAGAGACUUCUCAGGGCAGGUAGCCUUGGUUUUGAUUAUCCUGUUGCAAAUGAGAGACCGCAAGACUUCUCAGCUGCUGUGAACUGGCUCUGGAUUAAUCUUUUACCACUGUCAGUUUCACCUACUCUCAGAAAGUGACGUGUCCCUUGUUUUGGAACCAGCAAUCUCCAUGCAUACCUGUAUCUUGGUGAUUCCUAAAUGUGCAGCAUCUUCAGAUGUUGUCUUUGUGAUUGGGGGACAUAUUACAACUAGGGUCUGAUCCAAAAGGUUAUGUAAAUCUCUGGGCACCUUUCCAGUGACAUCAACAGGCUUUGGAUCAGUCCUCUAGUAUCUGGCCCCAGCUCAGUAAAGCACCUAAGCAUGUGUUUAAAAUAAGUCACUCCUAAAUUUGGAGAGCAGCAACAGUUAAGUCAAAGGAAACAUCCUUUCAACCUCCAAGUGCUUUUUUUUUUCUUCUGCUAAUUUCACCCCCUUUCCCCACCUCUCUCGGUUCUGACAUGGUCCCUAUCUAUUCCUUGCUCUCUGGUGAAGGGGCUGAGUAAGUCAGCAAAUGGAGGAGUGAUGGGUGUAGGACCAGCCUGUUGGGGGGUCAGUAGUUUGGUUGGUUUUUCUUUUAAAAAUGUUAUUUAAAUGAGCUGUUAAGUUCAUCUAAAUCCUUAUUUUUGCUGCUUUCUGUAUGUAUGAUCCACCUGGCCUUCAUCCUAAAAAAGCCUCAAAUCUCAUUAUUUAUUGGCAGGCAAACAUUUUGUCUGCUCCAGCAGAUCUGCCCACCAUUAAUUUAACAUCCUCCCAACUCAUGUUCCUGUUUUGUUUUGGUUCCUUUUCAACUCUAAAGCAGGCUUCUGAAAUGUUAUAUAUUAUAAUUUCCACAGUGACCAUUACAAGAUCAUUCUCGUAAGAAGGGCCAGGUCAAACAUUUUAAGAAAGGAGGGAACAAUUGAUUUCCUUAUUUAUUUGUCAUGUUUACAUAUCAUUUUCUAUUCCAGACCUAGACAUAAUCAUGAGAGCAUUAAAAAUACUUUGGUUGUCUGAUUUUGCAGGUUAAUAAUGCUUUUUUCUUUAGUUAAAAACAAAACAAAAAAAAUCCAGAUUUUUUUUUCUUGUCUGUAUAAAAUGUAUAAAGAGAUAUUUGUUUCUAAAGAUGCAUUAUCACUCCUUUGUGAACAGUAGCUGGGACUGGGGACAAAUCUCCAAGUAAAAGAUAAUAAUAAAAUCCUAUCCUGUUCUACUUAAUUGUUCCCCUCCUGCACCGUAUGAUUAAAGGGUUACUCCACUUUCUUGUUUGUGGUUACUUGAUAUUAAAAAUGUGUAGAAAAUAGGUAUCUGAUUGUUUUUUGCUCAAUGAGAGGAUAAAAUGUUGUGUAUAUAUUUAGAUAUACUGUGUAGUUCAAAGUAACAUCAAUAAGGGAUAGUGCAUCUUUAUUAGAGCGAUAAGUUACUAGUGUCACCUGAAGUCUACUUUAAGAUCCUUGAAGAAAACAGCCUGAUACCAAUUCCAUUUACAUGUGUGUAAAUCAGGACUAACUCCCCUGAAAUAAGAUACGUGGAGUUACGCUGGUGUAAAACUGGCCUGAGACAAAUUGGAAUCAGGCACCAGAGUCAUACAAACAUAUAGAGAUCCACGGAUGUUUGGGGUACCAUUAUCCCCCACAAAAAUGUAGAUGAUUUUUUUUUUUUUUUUUGUCUGAGGUGAAAUAGUUCCUAUUAAGAAGGUUCUUAAAGGUGACUGCAAAAUUGGGACCCUUUGCUCAUUUUGAUCAUUGUAUAGUUCUUGCAAUCAUGGAAAAUCUUGGCUCUGAAGCAAUCUCUCUGGUGUUGUCUUUCUGUUCUUGUUAUUUUACUGUAAUACAGGCCUACAGUAUUUGCACUAAAACAAAAAGCUUGUUAGAGAAAGCUUGCUGCUAUGAAAGAAAGAACAUAUUAAAACAGUUUUGCUUUUACAAUUUUAAAUAAGUAGCAUUUUGUAGAAUAAAAUCAAUUUAGAUUGGAAAAGAAUGAAGUUUCUUUUUUUCCCCACUCCCCCCUUCUUUUCAUCCUCCUUUCUUUUCCUUCCAUUCCUUCAUGGUUUAUUCCCCCUCUCCUUUGGUGCUCAGUUGUAAUGAUUGCCUGUGUUGUUGACUAUGCUGCUGGGAGUUAUGACACUUGUAAAUCCUGUUUUAAUUACAUUGUGGACACUUUGUAUAACGAGAGCUAACUGGAGUCCUUCUCUCUGUUAAUUGAAGUAAUUAAAAGGCUGUCUUUGCCAUGAACAA